Anisakis simplex (herring worm) is the source of this 768-nucleotide messenger RNA. The record is from the annotation of a GenBank genome assembly. Lineage: Eukaryota; Metazoa; Nematoda; Chromadorea; Rhabditida; Anisakidae.
GAGUCGUUGUUACAGGAGAACGAAAAAUUGAUCGUGGCAAGAAUAACGGGUUUCGGACAAACCGGAGAGCUUGCACAACGGUUUGGACGUGAAUUAAAUUAUGUGGCACUGAGUGGUUUGAUGCCAACGUUCGCAGGACACUCGGUGAAACGCUUUCCCUACUGGACUCCAGCAAACAUGUUAGCCGGAUUUGCCGGAGGUAGUCUGAUGGCCGCAUUCGGCAUUCUCGCAGCAAUUCAUCAAAGAAUAAUCAAUGGUGGAAAAGGCUCAAUAAUCGAUGUGAGCAUGGUCGAUGGUUUAGCGUAUUUAGGAAGUUUUCAAACGAUCUACAAGGAUAUCGAUAACGUUUGGAAUAAGCCAUAUUCGUGGUUUUCGGGUGAUUGUCCUGUUUAUAGAUGUUAUGAAACUUCUGACGGGAAAUUCAUGGCCGUUGCAGCGUUGGAGAGGAGAUUCCAUACAAAAAUGUUGCAAGUUUUGGAAGUGAAUAUUCCAGUGAGUGAUAUAUGGACGAAACCGGCCGAAGUUACCGAAAAGCUUGAAGCUGUCUUCAAAACGAAGACCAGAAGAGAAUGGAUGGAAAUUUUCAGAGGAGUAGAUGCUUGUGUUACACCAGUAGUAGGUCUGAACGAAGUGGGUCGUAUAAGGCAUCACCAACAACGGAAAUCGUUCAAACUGGAAGGCCACAAAUUCAUACCUCAGCCUACACCCAGAAUCUAUUCAUGUGAAGAGUACGAAGCGAUGUUGGAUAGUACUAAACUGAAAAUAUAA